This is a messenger RNA of Suillus bovinus, 1395 nucleotides long. RefSeq lists its product as uncharacterized. The transcript is spliced from 2 exons. NCBI's taxonomy places the organism in Eukaryota, Fungi, Basidiomycota, Agaricomycetes, Boletales, Suillaceae. The record is from RefSeq and is a predicted model, not a curated record. Bases 1 to 1395 code for a protein of 464 amino acids.
AUGUCCACUGCUGAUACCGGAACCGAUUUCUAUGAUCGCAGUCUGACGAGUCGCAGAUAUGCCCUCGUCGGAGUGGUAUGUGCAACUAUCUUUAGUUGCUUAUGCAUCGUUGCAGGGAUUGUCGCUUUAGCCAAUCACGGAAUCAUGAGAAUAACCCCGCUCAACAUGACCGUGUAUGAAAUGCUUCCUCAAGUCCCGCUGCAGGUGAAGAUAUUGACCAUGAUACUUGACUUAAUCGUCAUGUUAUGUACCGAGUCCAUAGGCUUCGUACACGGCCUCUCAUUGCGCUCUGCGCUAGCCGCAGAGUCUCGACUUCGUUUCAACCCUAAUCUGCGUCUUUUGACCGCAGCUCGUGGAUGGUAUAACCCUAACGGCGCCCUGCUUAACGGCAUCUCGGCUGUACUCCUUAUUAUAUCCUACAGCUCGGCCUCACUCGUGAUUACGGACACAAUAUCUAUGAUUGGGACAGACACUGCACCAUCUUUUAGUGCGAGUCUCGCCAUCGUAGGGUUACCUCUCCUCGUUUUGGGUGUCGCGAUCCUCCUCCAGGUGAUGAUCGCAUUGUCAGGGAUGCGAGCUGUCAAAAUCUUGACGUGGAGCUCCUCGCCUUUCGACUUGACCGCUGCACUGGUCCACCACACGCAAUUGGUCCCUGCUACUUUCCGGUGCAUGCGUCGUGUGUCUGACCUAGACACGUAUGGAGGUCCAGCGAAGCCACCAGACACCCAGCCCCCUGCGUGGCAUGCUCAUCCUAGCAUCCGGAAAGUUAACAUUUCUCUUUGGGUGAUCGUUGCCGCAUGCGCUGGAUGGGCAGCAUUGACCAUGUAUAUCUGUGACCGCCUCUACGGCCCCCUGCCGAUCCUACAAAUUUGGUCAUUCUUCCAGAAUGAGGAUUCCCCUCUCGUCACAUAUCUUAUACCAUAUAACAACGACGUUGAGGGGUGGACUCUGCUCUUUGUCAAUAUUGCAGUUGUCCAGGCGCCGUUGACGCUUGGGCUGCAUUGCUCAGAGCUCAUCGUGAACGUCAUUCGAGAUGAAAAACAGUGGAGAUGCGCUACCAGAAGUAAAGGACUAACAGUGGCAACAAACCCGCUCAAGUCGAUUUUCACUGAUCCGAUCUGUCUCAUACUUUUUGUCGCGAAGCCUUUCCUGCGCGAGUCAUUAUGCCUAGAAUUCUUGCCAGUGUUACCGAGCCCUAUCUUCGACGAUCACAGACUGGAUGUUUGGGCUUUCGUUCAUCUGGAACUUAUGUAUUGCGCUCUUCAUAUUUGCCUGUUUCUUCACUUUCAUCGCAUAAUGGCAUUGCGCCGACCGUCUGGUCCUCAGCCGGCUGCAUACGGCCACCUUCAAACACUCGCCGACCUCGUAGACGAGUGGUCGCCUGUGAUGUGGUGA